Molecule: messenger RNA, 1514 nt
Organism: Egretta garzetta (little egret)
Lineage: Eukaryota; Metazoa; Chordata; Aves; Pelecaniformes; Ardeidae
Gene: RWDD4
Product: RWD domain containing 4
Exons: 7
Coding region: 1-537 (178 amino acids)
Molecular function (GO): protein binding
Source: RefSeq, a predicted model, not a curated record
AUGGAGCUGGAAGCGCUGCGCUCUAUCUACGAGGGAGAUGCGUGCUUCAGGGAGCUCAGCCCGGUCUCCUUCCAGUACCGGAUAGGUGAAAGUGGAGAUCCCAAAGCCUUUCUAAUAGAAGUUUCUUGGCCAGAAACGUAUCCACAGACAGCACCAGUCAUAUCGAUGGAUGCUUUCUUCAACAACACAAUAUCUUCAGCUAUUAAACAAAGUAUUUUGGAUAAGUUAAUGGUAGAAGUUGAAGCAAAUCUUGGAACUGCUAUGACAUACACACUUUUUGAAUAUGCCAAAGAUAACAAAGAGUUGUUCAUGGAAAAUCAGCCUGUUAACACUGUGACUUCAGUAAGCAAUAGUAUUGCAAUUGGAACUCCUGAUGUGCCAGCAAGUAAGAAAAAAGAUAAAAAGGAGCAGUUAUCCAAAACCCAGAAACGAAAACUAGCUGAUAAAACAGACAACAAAGGGGAGCUUCCACGAGGAUGGAACUGGGUGGACGUAAUUAAGCACUUAAGCAAAACUGGUUCUAAAGAUGAUGAAUAAAGGACUUUGGUACAAGGAAACUCCACCUUUUAAUACAGUGCAAUUUUGGGUCACCAUCUUUCUCUUAAUAACUUUCGUAUUUGUUGAAGUAAACAUUUUAUAAAGCUCAGUUUCCUAACUCGCAAAUCUAGUCACACAAGUUUAUCUAGAGACUAUGUGGUCUUCUUUGGAAAACAAAACAAACAAACUUGCCUUAAAUGAAGGUUACAAUGUGGCAAAAGAGAGAGCCAAUGUGGUGAAGUGAAUAGUGCUAUAUGCAGUGUUUAUUAAUUUAUAUUUUAUUCUGUAGUAAAAUCCUGUUAUAGUGAAUCCAAUGACGCUGUAACAUUUCCUGAUGUUCUUAUUCCAAUUGAAGAAAAAAAGCACUAUAACAGUGAUUGGUCACUUGACAGCAUAAUUCAAAAUAAAUUAUUCCAUGGAAACAAGACCUUUGUCAUUUGUUUAUCUAACAUGAAUGUAGAAGGAAAACAUAAAAAUUGUUACAUUGCAAUACAGACUAGAGCUUGUGGUCCCGUUUUCACUAGUUACUGGCUGACAUAGUAAAUACUAGCGAAAGCAAGGCCAAAUAGUCUAGUCUGCUCCAAAAUGAGUGGCUACAGCAGGAGUAUGUCGCCUUUAUUCUCUGUGGUAUCCAUCUGUUAGUCUUUCUUCAGUAUGCAUUUUUACAGAAGGCUGGAUGUCUGAGGGAAAAGUGCUUUCUUGCAUGUGUCUCAAUGAGUUUUGAGAUUUUGUAGCUCUUUCAUUGGAGAAGUGGGAAUUCCUUGGAGGGGUUUGCUGACUGAGUGGUGGGACAGUGGCAAGAAGGCAGCAUUCUGCCAAAUGUGUUGGGAAAACUUUUUUUUUUCCCUAACCUGCUCUCUCGUAUCAGGAAGAGAAGUCAUCUUUACUCUAUGAACGGUUACUGAAUACAAGAUGCCUUAAUGUCGUUUAUUAUUUUUGUUCGGUUUGAGAUGAACUUUAAUAAAUGCCUAUUUAUC